Dreissena polymorpha is the source of this 3085-nucleotide messenger RNA. RefSeq names its product fatty acid-binding protein-like. Lineage: Eukaryota; Metazoa; Mollusca; Bivalvia; Myida; Dreissenidae. The record is from RefSeq and is a predicted model, not a curated record. Bases 327 to 782 code for a protein of 151 amino acids. The transcript has 5 exons.
GAUGAGUGGUUGAUAAAGCGUUUGUUACCAGCUUCAGUUGUUCACGGCCGUUAACCACGUACGCUACCUAAUUUUUGCGAUGCAUAAAUAAAUGAGCCAAUGCAAUUCCGAGGUUGCGAUAAGGGCCAAAUGUUUUGAAAUUUCAAGGAUAAUUCAGCAAGAGUCGACUCGGAAGUAGCAUUGGCUCAUUUAUUGAUGCAUCGCCAAGAUGAAGUGGCGCCCGUGAUUAACGUCCGUGUUGUUGUUCUGUGAACUGCAGAGUAUCGUCAGGUGUCUAUACCUGAUCUAUAUACGUGUAUCGGAGGGUGUCGUAAGAGUUGUGCACCAUGGCUUUGCAAGGGUUCGAUGAGAGUUAUGCCGGCAAAUGGCAGCUGAUAAAGCACGAAGGGCUUGAUGCGUUCUUAGAAGCAAAUGGACUUAAUUUCGUGAUCCGGAAGUUCGUGUUGUUGUUCAAGACGACGAUGGAGCUGAUCCGCGAGGGUGACAGCAAGGUGAAGGUCAUCAUGAAGACCGGAAAGACGAUAGAGGCCGUCAUGGACUUCUCACAGGAGUACGAGGGCGAUGACGGCUUCGAUAAUAAAAUUAAGGUAAAGGCCACGUGGAACCCGUCAACGAAGCAAAUGAAAGCCGAGACCACACCCAUUGAGGGGUCAAAGGCAAAACGAUCCAUCGUAGAGAAAAGUCUUAUGCCAGACGACAAUAACAUGAUGCUGGAAGUGAUGACAUUGCCCGACCACAACGUAACAUGCAAGCGAUACUUCAAGAAGGAAAGCAUGCCGUAAUCUGCUUCAAAACUAGAUUUACAUUACUCGUUUUUGAAUUGCAUCAUGUUGCGAUUUAUUAUAAGUUUAGUGUUGUACAGUUGAACGUGCAAGGAUCCUACUUAUCAUGAUAAUGAUAUAAUACUUUAAUUGUUCAAACUCGCAGAUAUCUCCAUAAUAUAUCAUACACUUACUAUCACCCCACCGUUUUCUAAAUGAACUAGUAUAAUGUUAUUUGAAGAAAUGUUUGCUCAUAAACCGGUAUAGGGUAUAUUACUGGCCCGGUAUAUUUCAAAUACAAGCUCGAAACCAACCACGUCUUGGAGGUUUGUUAUUACCUCCCAGCAGAUCUGUGGGGUGGGUUUGUUAAUGUUGAUUUUACGGCAAUUCUACACAAAAAGGUGAUUUCUCGACGCUUUUUAAUUAUAACAUUGACAUGAAUUAAGAAAUUAAAACUUUUUUUUUAAAGUCAAUGAAUAUAUAUUGCGGCACUGUUCUGAAAAAAUCGUUUUGGGCAAAUAGAAUCAUCACAUAGCAAUAUAUACAUAAUAAAACACAUACCUUGUCACGCAAAUGGGAUGGCCUGCAAUUGAGAUUACAGAUUUACCACAUGGAAAUCCCAACUAAACCGUGCACAUCUGUUCAAAUGACACAUACAUGUUGUUGACAUAAUAUUUGGUUCUUUAACAAACAGGGGUACACAUUUUUGUAUUGGCAUGUGGCGUUUUGAAUUUAAGUGAAAUACACGAUAUCGGAUAAUAUAGAUCUUAUAUACAAGUAGUAAUGUUUAACAUUCCACAAUCAGAUUCAUUUAUUGCUUCAUGUUUUUUGUUUUUUUUUUUUUGUUUUUUUUUAAAUCGUACAUACUCGCUGAAAUAUAUCAAACUAAAAAACUCCAGAAACCCUUUCCAGUGAAAAAUCUUUUUAUGCUCUUCUUUCACACCAGAACACCAAAUUUAAAAUACAUUAUACAACUGGGAUCAGCCCCAUGAAAAGAUCAAUUAAAAACAUUGGAGCUAGGAGUCUACAUAAUUAAAACUAAUCAAAGUACUGACAGUACUGGUGUGACGAUGCUUUUGAAAAGGAUGGAUAUAAAAGCAUCAAUUUAAGUUAUCUACAUCACCACAAUUGUGUAUGUGGGUACGAAAAUAUGAGCACGAACAAAAUUUGGGUACGAAAAUUUUGGGUACGAAAAAAUUAUGCCGGGUAAGUAGUAUCCGUUGGGAACUUGACCCAUUUAUCAAAACUGGGAGGCGGUUUACAUUCUCGAUCAAAUCUAAAAAUAACUACAUUCGGGGUGUUCCCAGCGUCACAGCGUUUGAAUUUCAGUUUCGUGUCUGGUUCCUGUCCCGAACCUCUCGAUAAAUUUGAAAAAGGACGGGAACCAAGCUACCUUUACCUUUACCAAUGAUACUCAGCGAGGUAUGCCGAUUGAGAAAAUGUGUCUGUCUGUCUUUUACAUAGGUCGCCAUUGUGAAGAAUUUGUUCAUGGUAUAAUUACUUAGACGAGCUGCUUCGCUGAAGCAGCAUCGUUAAAAACGAACUUUGUAAAAAUAGCAUUUGGUAUAAAACUUGUUUGAAUAUAGUUAGUACUUACAACAUAUGUUUGGUAAAAGUAUAUCUUGUACGUAAUUAAUAUUAGUUUGUGUUGCAUUUACUUUAUUAUAUACGUCUUUGCGAACAUGUUUUUUUUCAAGAAACUAACGAAAGUUGGUCGUAUUAUUCGAUUAUUAUUUAAGCACAGCUGAAAUAGCAAUUAAAGCUGUUUUUUCUAUGUCGCAAAGCUUCGAUCUUCCAGCCUUCCACUGAGAAUUCAAACUGGUAGAUAUGCUGGUCAAAAUAUACCACGAAAUGAACGUUUUUGCCUUUGUUGUAACGAAUUAGACAUUGAAGAUGAGUACCAUUUUGUCUGUAAAUGUCCAUUAUACGUUGAUAUUAGAAAAAACUAUUUAAAGAAAUGUUAUUACAAUAGGCCUUCUGUUUACAAAUUCCACUAGUUGCUGAAUACAACGAAUAAAUUUGAACUUAUUAAGUUAGCCAAAUUUGUAAAAGAAGCUCUGAUUUUAAGAAAUAAUAUUACUAAUGCUGUUAAUUAAUUUAUAUAGCAAUCCUCCAUAUAUUACCUUGCCUUUUCGUAACCGUAUACGAUGCUGAUUAUGUUAUUGUUACUACUAUGUUUAUCUCUGUAACUUUUCCUAAACGUAUACGAUGCUCCUUAUGUUUAUAUUAUUACUAUGUUUAUCUCUGUGACAUAAUUGUAUGUGAAAUAUCUAUUGUUUAGACGAUGUACACUGUGCAAGUCUGAAUAAAUAUUUGUCUUGUCU